Molecule: messenger RNA, 9896 nt
Organism: Oncorhynchus nerka (sockeye salmon)
Lineage: Eukaryota; Metazoa; Chordata; Actinopteri; Salmoniformes; Salmonidae
Product: zinc finger protein 34-like
Exons: 10
Coding region: 5266-7086 (606 amino acids)
Biological process (GO): regulation of transcription by RNA polymerase II
Cellular component (GO): transcription regulator complex; chromatin; PcG protein complex
Molecular function (GO): RNA polymerase II cis-regulatory region sequence-specific DNA binding; DNA-binding transcription factor activity, RNA polymerase II-specific
Source: RefSeq, a predicted model, not a curated record
ACCACUGAAGAAGUGUAAACGGAAGUGAACAGUGACCAAGACAAAUUUCCACGUUAGCAUUUCUAUUGUUAUUUAGACAUGUAUUACACCAUGGAACUCAGAAUAUGAGUCAUUUAACUGCAGAGUAUCAUAAACGUAUCCCAGGUAGUCUUUAAUUCGCGUUGUAGACGGGCCUUGGUUGAUCGAUCUGUUAUCUAGGUAACGCUAACUAUCUAGCUGCUAAUGUUAGCUAACAAUGGCUAACUGUAUGGUUUUUCACACUCAAAUAGCCUCCAUCAUGGAGGUGUUAGCGAAUGCAGCUGUGGCAGAGGUCUGUAAACUGGUAGACGAUGACUAUGCAGUGUUUCGUUUGGAAAUAACUCAAAGCCAGAAAGAAAACAGCGCAUUGCGAAGGAAAGUACAGCUACUCGAACUGAAGAUGGUACGGGAGCGCAUCCUCGCCACUCGCCCCGGUAGUGUCAAAAUCCUUGACCGAUACAGAGGAAUGGCAAAAGGACAUCUCACUGGAGGCCACAGGAGCUUUGUGAAGCCAGCGGGACACAAUACAUGGAGAGAUGACCAACCAAUCACUGUUGAUGAGGGGAAUGGAGAGUCAACCCAGAAUGUUAUCGUGAUAGAGUCUGCAAAUGCAGAGGCUGCAGGUUCUGGGGUCAAGCUGGAGAGAUCUGAAGGAGAUGAGGACCCGCUGCACAGCAGAGACAUCCAGACUGGAGCAGCUCAUGGAGUGGCGCUCCCUGUAGCCACUGAGGACCUCACCACUACUGCUGCGCCCCAGACCAGGACCCGAUGCAGCAUCACGGAGUCUGCAGUCCAUGAGGACCUGCUGAUAUCCAGUGUUGCUGGCACUUGAGGAGCGGGACACUAAUCUGGACCCCUAUAAGAAAUCCAGCUAUGCCCUCAGACGAACCAUCAAACAAGCAAAGUGUCAAUACAGGAUUAAGAUUGAAUCGUACUACACCUUCUCUGACGCUCGUCGGAUGUGGCAGGGCUUGGAAACUAUUACGGACUACAAAGGGAAACCCAGCCGCGAGCUGCCCAGUGACGCGAGCCUACCAGACGAGCUAAAUGCCUUUUAUGCUCGCUUCAAGGCAAGCAAUACAUAAGCAUGCACGAGAUUACCAGCUGUUCUGGAUGACUGUGUGAUAAUGCUCUCUGUAGCUGAUGUGAGCAAGAUCUUUAAACAGGUUAACGUUCACAAAGACACGGGGCCAGAUGGAUUACCAGGACGUGUACUCAAAGCAUGCGCAGACCAACUGGCAAGUGUCUUCACUGACAUUUUCAAUCUCUCCCUGACUGAGUCUGUAAUACCUACAUGUUUCAAGCAGACCACCAUGGUUCCUGUGCCCAAGGAAGUAAAGGUAACCUGCUUAAAUGAUUACCGCCCCGUAACAAUCACGUCGGUAGCCAUGAUGUGCUUUGAAAGGCUGGUCAUGGCUCCCAUCAACAGCAUCAUCACGGAUACCCUAGACCCACUCCAAUUCGCAUACGGCCCCAAAAGAUACACAGAUGAUGCAAUCUCAAUCGUACUCCACACUGCCCUUUCCCACCUGGACAAAAGGAAGACCUAUGUGAGAAUGCUAUUCAUUGACUCAUUGUGCCCACGAAGCUCAUCACUAAGCUAAGGACCCUGGGACUAAACACCUCCCUCUGCAACUGGAUCCUGGACUUCCUGAUGGGCCGCCCCCAGGUGGUAAGGGUAGGCAACAACACGUCUGCCGCGCUGAUCCUUAACACUGGAGCCCCUCAGUGGUGUGUACUUAAUCCCCUCCUGUACUCCCUGUUCAUCCACGACUGCGUGGCCAAACACCAUCAUUAAGUUUGCUGAUGACACAACAGUGGAAGGCCUGAUCACCAACAACAAUGAGACUGCCUAUAGGGACGAGGUCAGAGAACUGUCAGUGUGGUGCCAGGACAACAACCUCUCCCUCAAUGUGAGAAAGACAAAGGAGCUGAUUGUGGACUACAGGAAAAUUUGGGCCGAACAGGCUCCCGUUAACAUCAACGGGACUGUAGUGGAGCGGUUCAAGAGUUUCAAGUUCCUUGGUGUCCAAAUCACCAACGAUCUAUCAUGGUCCUAACACACCAAGACAGUCGUGAAGAGGGCAUGACAAAACCUUUUCCCCCUCAGGAGACUGAAAAGAUUUGGUAUGAGUCCCCAGAUCUUCAAAAAGUUCUACAGCUGCACCAUCGAGAUCAUCCUGACCGGUAGCAUCACCUCCUGGUAUGGCAUCUGACCGUAAGGCGCUACAGAGGGUGGUGUGUAUGGCCCAGUACAUCACUGGGGCCAAGCUUCCUGCAAUCCAGGACCUAUAUAAUAGGUGGUUUCAGAGGAAAGCCCAUAAAAUGGUCAGAGACUCCAGUCACCCAAGUCAUUGACUGUUUUCUUUGCUACAGAACGGCAAGAGGUACCGGAGCGAAAGGCUCCUCAACAGCUUCUACCCCCAAGCCAUACGAAUGCUGAACAAUUAAUCAAACAGCCAAGGGAUUAUUACAUUGACCCCCCCCUCCUCCAUUUGUUUUAUUGCUACUUGCUGUUUAUUAUCUAUGCAUAGUCACUUCACCCCUACCUACAUGUACAAAUUGCCUCUAACUUGUACCCCCGCACACUGACUCUGUACCGCUACCCCUUGUAUAUAGCCUUGUUAUUGUUAUGUUAUUGUGUUACUUAUUUUUUACUUUAGUUUGUUUGGUAAAUGGUUUUUUUCUUUUGUUUUUUAAACUUUUUUACUCCUUUUUUCUCCCCAAUUUUGUGGUUUCCAAUUGGUAGUAGUUACAGUCUUGUCUCAUCGCGGCAACUCCUGUAUGGACUCGGGAGAGGCGAAGGUCGCGAGCCAAGCAUCCCCCGAAACACAACCCAACCUAGCCGCACUGCUUCUUGACACAACGCACAUCCAACCCGGAACCCAGCCGCACCAAUGUGUCGGAGGAAACACUGUACACCUGGCGACCUGGUCAGCGUGCACUGUGCCCGGCCCGCCACAGGAGUCGCUAGUGCGCGAUGAGACAAGGAUAUCCCUGCUGGCCUAACCCGGACGACGCUAGGCCAAUUGUGUCGCGGCCAGCUGCGACAGAGCCUGGGCUCGAACCCAGAUUCUCUAGUUGCACAGCUAGACCACUGCGCCACCCGGGAGGCCCUUGUAAAUAUUUUCUUAACUUUUCUUGAAAUUCACUGUUGGUUAAGGGCUUGUAAGUAAGCAUUUCAAGGUAACUUGUUGUAUUUGGCGCAUGUGACAAAGUUUGAUUUGAUUUUCCUCUCCUGAAAACCCUGAGCAGUCGAGAGAUGGUGAACUCUCAGAAAUUGAACCUGAGAAAAAUGAUUUGUAAGAUCCUGCGCUGAGAGGUGAGGUGAAGGCUUCCAAGCCUCAACCGAAUCACCAGGAAAAUACUAGAGAUGACUUGGGCCCAGUGGGAGUACAAUUCUUGAGGAGCAUGCUAACAGAUACAUUGUGAUAUAGCUAGUUAGCAUUGGCUUGCGAAACUAGCUCUAACUUCCAUACUGGACAUAAAAAUGGUAUCCACUAGUUCAUCUGCCUGGGGAAGUAGUAUCCUGAAGUAUCCCUUUAAAUUGUACUGUACAGAUGGAAUGGAAAUCCCAGAAGAUUGAAUUGGUAGUAGCAGCAGAGAAGUUUUCGGGUGUCAUAUUUGAAUGUAGAAGGAACUACGGGGGUUUUGAGAGAAGGGGUUCCAGCCUCCCAGACUGAUGGUGUUGAUGUAGGACCUGUUAGGGCCAAAGUAGUGUGAAGGGGUGGUGCUAUAUAGAGAGCAAUUUUAAUGGUGUCUUUUCAUAGGCACUAACACCCUCCAUGGUUUGUUGUAAAAAGCCUAUAGGGAAUUUAAUGGAGUUUUUGUAGGGUUUUUGGAUAAAUGCCGGAAAUAAGGUCUGUGGUAAACACAGGUUGUGUCUGAAUACCCAUACCAGUGUACUAUAUACUUAAACUGCAUGGUAUGUACUCAUCUCAGUGCUAGAGGCGUCACUACAGGCCCUGGUUCGAUUCCAGGCUGUAUCACAACCAGCCGUGAUUGGGAGUCCCAAAGGGCGGCGCACAAUUGGCCCAGCGUCGUCCGGGUUAGGCCAUCAUUGUAAAUAAGAAUUUGUUCUUAAACAGACUUGCCUAGUUAAAUAAAGGUAUAAAACAAAUUGUCUCAUACUAUUUAUGACAAUGUUUAGUAAAAAGCAUGCGUUAUGCCACAGCCGUAGCAUACUCCUUUGAUAUGGCUUCGCAGAUAUAAACCAGAAAGUGAAUCCUCAAAAAUCUCUGGAUACACAGUUCUAAAUCCAAAUAUCAUCCCUAUUUAUAAAUCUGUUUUCAAAUAUGUUCAAUUCAAUGGUCAUGAUAAUUUUAAGGACAACAAAACACACAUUACAUUUUAACAGAGACUCUUUGCAGGUCUUCUUUGCCAACUUAAAAAAAAAAUGGUUUUACUUCCAGAGAACUAUGAUAUCUCAAUGUCCUCCUUUUUUUCCAGUUUGAAUGCAUUGUGGGUGUGAAAUGUCCAAAAAGUUUACAAUUCAUUCAUACUACAUCCAGGCAUUUAAAGCGUUCAACAUUUUCAAAAUGUCACAUACUAUAAAACAAAACAAAAAUCACAUACUCAAACAGCCUUUCUAUUUAGGAUGUAGUAUGGGUAUUUGGAUACAACCACUGGCUUAGAUCUUAAACGUUUUGUUCUAUGACAAUCUUAAUCAGCUAACAUCAAGGCCUAAAAUAAACUUUUUGGUCCACCAGCCACUGGCAGGUACAGGAAAAAAUCUUACCAGACACUCAGAUUUUUUUUAUCAGUCAAAUUAUUUUUGGGCCAUAAUUACAUACAAUUUUUUUUUUUACAGAUGACCAUGCUUUGUAAUGUUUCUAAUACAAUUGUAUUAGUAAGAAGUAACGUGGUAUAUUACUAAAUUUCACAAAACAAUGUGUGACUUCAGUCUUUUAACCAAAAUAUCAGAUGAUGUUUCCCUUUUUUGUGAACAAAAGUGCAAUGCACUUUCCGAACAGUGAACAGCAGCAAUACGCAACAAAGCGUCUACCCGGCCGGAAAACUACACGAAGAAGUAGUAAACGGAAGUGAACAGUGAUCAAGAACAAUUUCCACGUUAGCGGUUUUUUGUUAUUUAGACAUUUAUUAACACCUUGGAACUCAAAAUAGGAUUAAUUUAACUGCACAGCAUAACUUAUGUAUCCCUGGUAGUGUUUAAUUUGCGUUGAAGACAGUACUUGGUUGAUAUAGGUGAUAUAGUUCAUGAUAGUUAGCUGCUAACGUUAGCUAACAAUGGCUACCUGUAACUCAAACGUUAUGAUUUUUCACACUCAAAUAGCCUCCGUCAUGGAGGUACUAGCGAAUGCGGCCGUUGCAGAGAUCUGUAAACUCGUAGACGACGACUAUGCAGUGUUUCGUUUAGAAAUAACUCAAAGUCAGAAAGAAAACAGGGCAUUGCGGAGGAAACUACAGCUAAUUGAACUGAAGGUGGCACGGGAGCGCGCCGAGAGGACAACGCGAGAGCGCGUCUUCGCCAGUCGUCCCAGUAGUGUCAAGAUCCUCGACCGAUACAGAGGAAUGACAAGAGGUGAAGGACAUCUCACUGGAGGCCACAGGAGCUUUGUGAAACCAACGGGACAUAAUACAUGGAGAGAUGACCAACCCAUAGCUAUAGAUGAGGGGAGUGGAACCUCAAACCAGCAUGUUAUCCUGAUAGAGUCUGCAGAUGCAGAGGCUGCUAGUCCUGGAGGAUCGUCUCUGGUCAAACAGGAGAGGACUGAAGGAGAGGAGGACCCACGACACAGCAGAGACAUCCAGAUUGGAGCGGUUGGAGUGGCACCCACUGUAGCCACGGAGGACUUCGCCUCCGCGGCCCAUCCUAGGGCCCAAUGCAGCAUCACGGAGGAGGAGGAGGGUCCAGAGGUGCUGCUGGUGAAGGAUGAGGGUCUGGGGAACCCUGAGGGGGAGGACAACCAGACUACACCUCCUCCUGAACCCACAGAGGAACCAGCUGAGCAGCACAGGACCACACACAGUCUCACUGAGUCAGUAGACAUGGAGGAUGGGAAGCCUGAUCUGCUGCUGGUCAAAGAGGAGACUAUAGAAGAUGAACCAGAGAGCAUUGACCUGCUGAGUGGACUAAAGAUGGGGGAGCAAGGUGAUUGGCUGGAGGCUAACAGAGGGGACUGGGCAGCCCUUUUGAAUUCCCAGACCCAGACUGGUGUAGCCAAGGGCCCAGGGGACAACAUCAAUGAGCAGGGCAGAACCAGAGGCGACAUGGUGGAGGUCAGUGGAUGGGACAGCGUCUUCAACUCUGGACUUGGGAACAACACUGUUAACCAGAAACAGACAGUCGAACACAAAGCAACAGCUGAACUUAGUCUCUAUGACGACAGACUGUCUGAGACCAGGGAGAGGGGUAGAUUUGGUCUGCAAGGACGGGGGCGUGUCCGUAUGCAGCGGGAGAGAACAGACACAGACUCGGCUAGCGAUGCUCCGUCCUGCUCCUAUAGUUGUGAUUCAGAGCGACUGAUGACACCUCAGGUAAACCCCCUAAAAGGUGCAGCCUUCAGCCUGCCUUCUAUAGGAUCUAUCAACUGGAACAUGGACCUUGCAAAAACACAGACCCUCCCUGGCCUUCAUCCUCCUCACACUCUCCUUAUGUUAAACCAGACCUCAGACAAUGCCAGUGCCUCAACACUAAAUGGCUACAUAUGCCCUUUGAGAAAUGACAGUAGUGGUGACACUAUCAUCAGAUCCGGUGGCAAAGAGAAGCGCUUCCCAUGUUCAUUCUGUGGGAAAGCCUUCAAUUUCCGCAAACAGCUGGAGAUCCACCAGAGGAUGCACACAGGGGAGAAACCAUUCAGUUGUCACCUAUGCCGAGCCAGUUUCUCACACUCGUUCACCCUGAAGAGGCACCAGAGGGUCCACACAGGGGAGAAACCCUACACCUGCCCCCACUGUGAGAAGAGGUUCUCCCACCAGCACCAUCUGAAGAGGCAUUUGAAGGUCCAUACGGGAGAGAGGCCGUUCGCCUGCACUAAUUGUGGGAAGAGGUUCUCAGACAGGAGCUACCUCAGGAUACACCAGCAGAAAAACCAUUCCCAUCUAUAACAUAGAAAGUCCUGAGCCCUAUGAUCAUGCGUUAGGAAUACUUGGCCUGAUGACUCCUGGCUGGCCCCAGUCCACCUGGUCGUGCUGCUGCUCCUGUUUCAACUGUUCUGCCUGCGGCUAGGGAACCCUGACCUGUUCACCGGACGUGCUACCUUGUCCCGGACCUGCUAUUUUCGACUCUCUCCCUCUCUUUACCGCACCUGCUGUCUCAACUUCAGAAUGCGCCGAUAUGAAAACGCAACUGACAUCUACUUCUGACCUGUUGUUGUUGCACCCUCUACAACCACUGUGAUUAUUAUUUGACCCUGCUGGUCAUCUUGAACGUUUGAACAUCUUGAAGAACAAUCUGGCCUUAAUGGCCAUGUUCUCUUAUAAUCUCCACCUGGCACAGCCAGAAGAGGACUGGUCAACCCUCAGAGCCUGGUUCCUCUCUAGGUUUCUCCCUAGUUUUCUGCCUUUCUAGGGGGGUUUUCCUAGCCACCAUGCUUCUACGUCUGCAUUGCUUGCUGUUUAUGGUUUUAGGCUGGGUUUCUGAUUAGCACUUUGUGACAUCCGCUGAUGUAAAAUGUGCUUCAUAAAUACAUUUGAUUGAUUGAUUACAUUUGUAUUGAUGUCAGAGGGAUUAGAGGGACCAUAGAGUGCGGAGUACCAGGCAAUUAGCAAGUUUGGUAGGCUACUAACCAGCAGCAGCAUCAGAACAUGGAGAAGCUUAAUUACCGUGACUCAACAGUCACAAUAUAAUUUGAUGGCCUUCAUAACUUGACCGGUGUGGCGGUAAAACUGUCACCGCAACAUCCCUAGCUGUCAUUUUCCUUUCACUAAGGAGUGGCUUCCAUCUGGCCACUUUACCAUAAAGGCCUGAUUGGUGGAGUGCUGUAGAGAUGGUUGUCCUUCUGGAAGGUUCUCCCAUCUCUACAGAGAAAUUCUGGAGUUCUGUCAGAGUGACAAUCGGGUUUUUGGUUACCUCUCUGACCAAGGCCUUCUCCUCCGAUUGCUCAGUAGACCGGGCGGCCAGCUCUAUAAAGAGUCUUGGUGAUUCCAAACUUCUUCUAUUUAAGAAUGAUGGAGGUCACAGUGUUCUUGGGGACCUUCAAAGCUUCAAGAAAUGUUUUGGUACCCUUCCCCAGAUCUGUGCCUCGACACAUUCCUCGGGGCUGUAUGGACAAUUCCUUCGACCUCAUGGCUUGGUUUUUGCUCUGACAUGCAUUGUCAAAUGUUGGACCUUUAUACAGUUUAAGUCGGAAGUUUACAUACACUUAGGUUGGAGUCAUUAAAACUCAUUUUUCAAGCAUUCCACAAAUUUCUUGUUAACAAACUAUAGUUUUGGCAAGUCGGUUAGGACAUCUACUUUGUGCAUGACACAAGUAAUUUUUCCAACAAUUGUUUACAGACAGAUUAUUUCACUUAUAAUUCACUGUAUCACAAUUCCAGUGGGUCAGAGGUUUACAUACACUAAGUUGACUGUGCCUUUAAACAGCUUGGCAAAUUCCAGAAAAUUAUGUCAUGGCUUUAGAAGCUUCUGAUAGGCUAAUUGACAUAAUUUGAGUCAAUUGGAGGUGUACCUGUGGAUGUAUUUCAAGGCCUACCUUCAAACACAGUGCCUCUUUGCUUGACAUCAUGGGAAAAUCAAAAUAAAUAACCCAAGACCGCAGAAAGAAAUUGUAGACCUCCACAAGUCUGGUUUAUCUCUGGGGUCAAUUUCCAAAUGGCUGAAGGUACCACAUUCAUCUGUACAAACAAUAGUAUGCAAGUAUAAACACCAUGGGACCACUCAGCUGUCAUACCGCUCAGGAAGGAGACACGUUCUGUCUCCUAGAGAUGAAUGUACUUGUGUGAAAAGUGCAAAUCAAUCCCAGAACAACAGCAAGGACCUUGUGAAGAUGCUGGUGGAAACCGGUACAAAAGUAUCUAUAUCCAUAGUAAAACAUUUACAUUUUACAUUAUCGACAUAACCUGAAAGGCCGCUCAGCAAGGAAGAAGCCACUGCUCCAAAACCGCCAUAAAAAAGGCAGACUAGUUUGCAACUGCACAUGGGGACAAAGAUCAUACUUUUUGUAGAAAUGUCCUCUGGUCUGAUGAAACAAAAAUAGAACUGUUUGGCCAUAAUGACCAUCGUUAUGUUUGGAGGAAAAAGGGUGAGGCUUGCAAGCUGAAGAACACCAUCCCAACAGUGAAGCGGGGGUGGCAGCAUCAUGUUGUGGGGGUGCUUUGCUGCAGGAGGGACUAGUGCACUUCACAAAAUAGAUAGCAUCAUGAGGAAGAAAAAUUAUGUGGAUAUAUUGAAGCAACAUCUCAAGACAUCAGUCAGGGACUUAAAGCAUGGUCGCAAAUGGGUCUUCCAAAUGGACAAUGACCCCAAGCAUACUUCCAAAGUUGUGGCAAAAUGGCUUAAGGACAAUAAAGUCAAGGUAUUGGAUUGGCCAUCAAAGCCCUGACCCCUCAAUCCUAUAGAAAAUUUGUGGGCAGAACUGAAAAGGCGUGUGCGAGCAACGAUGCCUACAAACCUGACUCAAUCACACCAGCUCUGUCAGGAGGAAUGGGCCAAAAUUCACCCAACUUAUUGUGGGAAGCUUGUGGAAGGCUACCCAAAAACAUCUGACUCAAGUUAAACAAUUUAAAGGCAAUGCUACCAAAUACUAAGUGAGUGUAUGUAAACUUCUGACCCACUGGGAAUGUGAUGAAAUAAAUAAAAGCUGAAAUAAAUCAUUCUCUACUAUUAUUCUGACAUUUUGAGUCUUAUAGCAUAGAGUCUGAAUACUUAUGCAAAUUAGGUAUCUGUUUUUUUAUUUGUAAUAAAUUGACAAACAUUU